AGCCACAGUCAAAAACAGCAUAAUGCAACAAUCCCAGAUCCUGAGAAAUCUGUUCCUCUUUGCGGCCCUUAGCUCCAUGGCAGUUGUGGUCCUAGGAGUGUGCGAUAGCUGUCAGACGAACAAUGUGGCCUGCCUGAACCAAACGCACUACAGGUUCUGUGGCGACAACGUGGCUCCCAACCAGGUGGCACAGUGUCCCACUGGACAGGUCUGCACCAGCCUGGCCAUCAUCUGCAUGGACGAGGGUUCGUAUGAUGCCUCCUGCUCGGACACCGCUGCGGAUGGAUCCUGCCCCAGCUGCGAUGGCUCCAGCAUUUUCGUCUGCACCAGCCGCACCACCUUCCAGCAGUGCAACGGCACCAGUCUGCUGAGCCAGGUCACAUACUGCAAGGACAACAAGAUCUGCUCGAUCAACUCUGGCAAAUACUGCGUGGACCUAUGCGAGGCGGGAGAUUCCAUUGAAUGCGACAGGGAAACUCCUCUGGCAUAGUAGGCUUUCACUUGUUCUUAAAAAAAAUUAAUCUUCUAAAUAAAUACUUUUUUAAUUUAAAAUGUAAGAAAA
This is a messenger RNA of Drosophila subpulchrella, 562 nucleotides long. RefSeq lists its product as uncharacterized. The record is from RefSeq and is a predicted model, not a curated record. NCBI's taxonomy places the organism in Eukaryota, Metazoa, Arthropoda, Insecta, Diptera, Drosophilidae. The transcript has 2 exons. Bases 23 to 490 code for a protein of 155 amino acids.